Messenger RNA from Colletotrichum paranaense, 2142 nucleotides. Its product is annotated as exonuclease. The coding region runs from base 1 to 2142 and encodes 713 amino acids. Lineage: Eukaryota; Fungi; Ascomycota; Sordariomycetes; Glomerellales; Glomerellaceae. The record is from RefSeq and is a predicted model, not a curated record. The transcript has a single exon. Gene Ontology annotation, molecular function: nucleic acid binding; exonuclease activity. Gene Ontology annotation, cellular component: nucleus.
AUGUCCUUUGUAGACCUCAAACACAUUCCCUGUCCCAAGGGAGAGCAAUGCACAGCUUUCAUGUGCCUCUUCCAGCAUAAAGCAGACAGGGAUAAGAUGGCGGCACCAUCAGCACCGGCACUCAACGCGUCAGGAACGUCGGCAAAAAGGUCGACUGAUACCACGACGGAUGCAACCCGGGAUGGCCCUCGAAAACGUCUGAAGGUUGCCCAAGACGUCAGAAACCCCGCCGAUUCUACAAGUCCUCCCACUCCUGUCAAAACGACCUCAAAACAAGACGUUACCGCACCAAGACCAGAUGACACUCUGUCACCUGUCGCUCGGCCCAUCUCACCUCCACCUUUAAAGCGUCCAUCGUCCUCCUCCUCCACGGUCGUGAAGAAGCUUCCACAGUCUAAACCAGUCGCCCCUUCUCUCGCUUCUUCGUCCGACCUCAGGAAGUCACUGAAUCACUCUGCUCCAAGCAGGUCCUCUCCUUUAUCAUCGUCUAUUAAUCCUCCAACUAAACGCAAGGCUGAAUCACCUGCCACUACUGCAUCUCAUUCUUCCCCAGUAAACCUAACUUCAAUACAAAAAGACACUCCUUCCACUCCAUCCAAGACCGACCCUCCUAAGAAGAUCAGGAAGGUCGAGGCUCUCAACCCUCGUUUACUCAAAUCAUCACCAGCAAAGUUUGAGAUACGAUUCAAGCUAGUGCAACUGCUACAUGAACAAUACGCCCGCCUGAACAACGAGCUCAAGAAGACUGCCAAAGACGCAGAAGAGAAGCAGCUCCUUCUCACAGAUCAAGAUCUCAUUUGGAGAGUCCUUGACGAAGAAGAAUCCACGGCGAUAGAGAAAGGCGCCAUCUACUCAAACGUAAUCAAAAACAAAAUCAUGCAGUACAAGAAGAUGACACUCCUUCAGUGGAAGGAGGAGAGAGUCGUUCAACGCCGCCAGGCAACUCAAAAGGGCCCUCACAACAAGGCUACCGCCCCUCCCAAGAAGAUUGUUACGGGCUUGACCCCGGCACAGGAAGUCCAGCUUGUUCGCCAACUCAUCACCCCCAUCGACGGCCUUGCCGCCCACGGCUACGUCUCCUCUGUCCCUGCCGAGGCCGACAUCCAGAAAGCACGUGAGGGUCUUGAUGCUGCAAAGGGUUGGGAGAAGUGUGACCGCUGCGACAAGCGCUUCCAGAUGUUCCCUGGAAGAAGAGAAGAGGAUGGAGCUCUCGCCUCUGGUGGCAGUUGCACCUUCCACUGGGGCAAAACCUACUUUCCCGAGCGCCAGUUGGGCGAUAGAUCUCAGCAACCCAAACGCUACCGAUGCUGUGGGCAGGCUGUCGGAGACUCUGCCGGCUGCCACUCCAACGCUCACCACGUUUUCAAGGCAUCAGAUCCCAAGAGACUGGCUUCCGUUCUCAACUACGCCGAGACGCCUGCCAACCCCAAUGCUCCCACCGACAGAGCUGUUGGCUUCGACUGCGAAAUGUGCUACACGGUCCAUGGCCUUGAGCUCAUUCGCCUAACUGCAACAUCGUGGCCUACUGGAGAAGAGCUAUUGGAUGUCCUCGUUCAACCCAUCGGUGAAAUCCUUGAUCUCAACUCGCGGUACUCGGGUGUGUGGCCUGAAGACAUGGCAUCCGCCGAGCCCUGGACUGCAAAGGAAGAAGAUCCAACUCCUGCCCAGGCGAAGAAGAUGUCGAGCCCCAAGAAGACCAAGAAGAAGAUGAAGAUUGUGUCGUCGCCUGAAGUUGCUCGCGACCUUCUCUUUGCCCUCAUCAGUCCCGAGACUCCACUAAUUGGACACGGACUGGAGAAUGACUUGAACGCCGUUCGCAUCGUCCACCCUACUGUCAUUGACACUGUUCUUCUUUACCCUCACAAGCACGGCCUUCCGUACCGCCUUGGCCUGAAGAUGCUCAUGGACAGCCUUCUUAACCGUAAAAUUCAAGUUGAGACGGCUGGCAAGGUUCAGGGACACGAUAGUGCGGAAGACGCCCGGGCUGCGGGAGAUCUCGUGCGCCUGAAGCUCUCCGAGGAAUGGAAGAGCAUGAAGCUCAAAGGUUGGAAGCUUGAGGGGGGUGAGUUCGUGCCGCCCGGCGGCAAGGUGGACGAUUUCAAUGGUCACUUGACUGCCGAGUUCCUUGAAUCUGCCCUUUAG